This is a messenger RNA of Capsaspora owczarzaki ATCC 30864, 3421 nucleotides long. RefSeq lists its product as hypothetical. The coding region runs from base 1 to 3342 and encodes 1113 amino acids. Gene Ontology annotation, biological process: regulation of mitotic cell cycle; mitotic spindle organization. Gene Ontology annotation, cellular component: mitotic spindle. The record is from RefSeq and is a predicted model, not a curated record. Gene Ontology annotation, molecular function: protein binding. Lineage: Eukaryota; Filasterea; Ministeriida; Capsasporidae. The transcript has 14 exons.
AUGGCUUCCAUCGCCGCCGUGCUUGGCGCCACGGUGACGCCAGACACCUGCAGCUCAGCCCUCUGCAUCCACCCCACCACCGGCCAUGUUGCCUAUCCAGCCGGACCGCUCGUCGUCCUCUUCCACCCAACGACCAAGGAGCGGCGCGUGGUUCACUUUGGCACCAGCAAGCGAACCGAGUCCAGUGCAUCGACUGGUGCGAAUGCAAUCACAGCGAUUGCGAUUGCGCCCAACGGACGCUUCUUGGCUGCCGCUCAGUCGGGACAGCAGCCGGAAGUCGUGGUCUGGGACUUGCAGCAAGAGGCUGUUGUCGCAAGACUGAAACGCCAUUCGCACGCGGUCGCAUGUGUGGCGUUCUCGCCGGAUAGCAAGCUCCUGGUGUCUGUGGGCGUUCAGCACGAUGGAAUGGUCUGUGUGUGGAACUGGCGCACCGAAAUCGAGCUUGCGAGCAACAGACUCACGUCAAAGACAUAUCACGUCGCAUUCACCGAAGAUGGUGGCUCGUUCGUCACAUGUGGAGUUCGAAGCGCCAAGAUCUGGACGAUUGAACGGCCGACCCAACCAUCGAGUCCUUCCAGCGAAUCAAGCAGCAUUCUGCAAGGAAAGCCGCUCGGGCUCGGCGAACAAGCCAGCCAAACAUUCACAUCGGUUGCCUGCGGAGUUGGUGCCGCAAAGGACAGGAUUUUUGCCAUUACAGCCACCGGAAUUUUGUGCACCUUCAACUCUCAAAGACAACUCGAAAACUGGAUGGACGUGAAGGCGGAACGCUGCUUUGCACUGGCCGUGAAUGCCACUCACCUUAUCAUUGGCGGAGCAUCGGGUAUCAUUCGAGCAUUUGAGCCAACCACGCUCCAGCACAUCACGUCGCUGUCACAUCCGUGUUUGAACCAGAACACCUCAAACGCAGAGCUGCCAUUGCAUGCCGUUUCGGUUGCCGUCGAUGCAAGCAGCUCUCGGCUGGCUGUCCGAUUUGCAGAUCGAUCACUCUGUGUUUGGAACCUUGAAGGCGUGCCAUCGCUUCUUGCACACGAGACGUUCCAUGCUUCAGCGGUCCGGGCAUUGUCGGCGUCGCUGGCGGACAGCAAUCAGCCGCAGUUUUACGCCGGUGGCUCGGACUGCUCCCUUAAACUCUGGAGCGCAAGAGAACUCGGUGGACAAACGGACUUCAAGAUGGAAGGCUCCAUUUCCACUGCACUCGCAAAGUCGUCCUUGGUGACGCCAAUGUCUGAACUUGAUCAAAUGGCACCGUUUGUAGCCGUCAACAGUCCUCAUGGAAUCACGUGCAUGUCAAACAGCAGUGACGGUCGAUUUGUUGCCGCUGGACUUCAGAGUGGCCGAAUUCGUCUGUUUGAUCAACAGUUGACCAAAAUGAUAAGCGACGUCCCGGCGCACACCAAUGAAGUCACCUGCAUCGAGUUUGCCUUGUCUCCUUUGAAAGAGUCCCAAUACCUUCUUGCGUCCGGAAGCCGAGAUCGCAGUGUCUUGGUUCACACUGUCAACGGCGAUGGAGAGGCCAGCCUCCUGGCCACCCUGACCGAGCACAGCAGCUCCAUUUCCAGCCUUCGAUUCGCCACCGCACCCGUGUCAGGAAGCUCAUCAGCUCUGUUCCUGUUGAGCGCUUCCUCCGACAAGAGUGUUCUAGUGCGAUCGUUCAACGAGACCACAUCGUCGUUCGAUCGGGAACGAGUCAUUGUGCAAAAGAGCAGCAUCACGGACUUGUGCUUGCUACCCCAAAGCCCCGGCGAAGUGGCGAUUGUUGGUGGAGGUUCGAGUCCAAGCGUUCGAGUGUACUCGUUUUUGACUGGCAAGCUCGAACAAACGGUCAAUAUUACGUCUCAGCCAGACCAAUCGCCGAUUGCUGCGUCCAUCGUCGGGAUGCAACUGCAUCCUGGCAACCCUUCGAUUGCAGCCCUUGUGUGUUCCGACAAGGUGGUGCGUGUCGUAGACUUGGCCAACCAAGUUCAGUGGUUUGAGCUUUGUGGGCAUUCCGAGGGCGUUUCUGCCGUUCACUGGGUGUGCGCUCGAAAGGAAUGGCUGCUGUUGACAAGCUCAAGCGAUGGAUGUGUUGUCCUUUGGCGGAUCAAAGGGCUUCCUGUCGUUCCCGUGAUUGCAGACUCAAAAUCUAUUGUCGAGACGACGACGACGACCACGACGACGACCCCUGUGCCAACUACAGAAGCUUCCGCGCAGGUGGCCGCGGCUCCAGCACCUUCAUUUGCUGUUUCGCCGCAGUGGACGCUGACCGACACUGAGGUGGAAGCGUUGCUGGACAAGAGCAAGUGGAUGCAAGAUUUGAUGCAGUCUCGCCUCAUUCUGUUGCCUGGAACAAAGGCGAAUAUGGGCAGCUUUGAAGAGAUUGAUGCUGCCGUGGACGCCCGCUUUGCGUUGGCAGCACAGCCAACGGAAUCGAGCUCUGACGGUGCAGCAUCUCAACCGCUUACAACACCAGCCACAUUACAAUUGGAGCCCACCAACCCUCACAUCAUUGGUACAAGCGUAGCAACAGCGAUUGCUGUGCCUGCACCUGCCGCAGCAAAAUCCAAGAGCAGCAGACUCGCGGACGAGGUGGAAAAGACACGUCAACGAUUGUUGGCUCUGGGUAUCACCUUGAAGCCGUCGGCGGCCACAUCCACCGGGAGUGCAAUCGCAGCGAGUGGUGAAAAGAAUGUCAACGUAGAAAAUGCCAGCGCGAACAGCGCGGCCACCCGUUUGCAGCAACCCACGAAAGGAGGCAAGUCCAGCUCUUCAAGCGAACCAGUCACCCCGACGCUCAAGCGAAACGGACUGACAAAUUCUGUGGCAACGCCGUCUCCCAGCCGCUCACGCAAUACACGGGCAUCGCCCCGGAACCAGCGAGCUUCGCCAAGUCGAACCAUACCUUCAACACCUCCUUCCAGCAUGUCGUUGGAUACGCCACCGUCGUCGCAGCCUUCGUCAGAAGGACGAUACCGUGGCGACGACGCCCUCAUGGACCCGAUUGACACCGAGCAAAUCCAGGAUCCAUCCGAGCUGACAGAUGCAGAGCUUUUUGAUCACACGGAGGCGGCCAUCGAGCAGCUGAAGGCUCAGUUCGACUAUGCGUUCUUGCUCUAUCGGCACACCGUUGAGCGCCAACCCGAAGAGGAGGCCAGGCCUGCGGUUUAUGGCCGAUGGCACGACACUUGCACCCACGCUGAAAGUGUGUUUGCCGACACGCAAAAAGUGCUGGAUGAUCUGCUCAAUCCUCGCCAAGAUAAGACCAUGGCGUUGCUCGACCAGUAUUCGAACAUGCUCGUGUCCAUGGUGCGCGACAAGAUGCAAGGCGUGCCGGUAGCUGGCGGAGCAUCGUCCAGCACAGAGUGAUGUUGUGCAGGUGCAGCAUUGCGAGCAAAGUAGUGCGUGAAAAUGAACAUAAUGUACAAUAAAUACAAAAACAACUCCA